AUGCCUAAUUUAAUGCGGGGAGAAAGAGGGGGCAAUAGAGUGGGCCAGAAACUGGAGCUGCUGCACCGGGUGGUGCUGCUGUCGGGCUGCGCGCUCAGCCCGUGGGCGCUGCAGCGCGACCCGCUGUCGGUGAAGCGGCGCGUCGCCGAGCAGACGGGCUGCCACGGCGACCUGCUCGAGGACGACCUGGCGCCCUGCCUGCGCGCCCGCCCGCUGCACCAGCUGCUCAACGUGCACCUCGACCCGCCGCGCUUCCUGCCCGGCUUCGCGCCCUUCGUGGACGGCGCCGUCCUCAUGGGCACCGGGUCGACGUCGCUCGGCGACCUGGGUGGCGGCGGCGAGCUCGCGGACUUCCCCACGCGGGACCUCCUGUUCGGCCUCACGACCACCGAGUCGUACCUGGACCUGUCGGCGCAGGACCUCGAGUUCGGCUUCAACGAGACGCGGCGCGACCGCAUCCUGCGCACGUACGUGCGCAACGCCUACAUGUACCACCUCAACGAGAUCUUCGCCACGCUCAAGAACGAGUACACGGACUGGGAGCGGCCCGUGCAGAACCCGCUCAGCGUCCGGGACGCCACCCUGGAGGUGCUCUCGGACGGGCAGACGACGGCCCCGCUGCUGCGCGUCGGCCACCUGCACGCGGCCAGGGCGCGGGGCGGCGCCAGGGGCGGCCGCACCUACUUCCUGCACUUCAAGCACCAGAGCGGCGAGCGGGAUUUCCCCCAGCGGUCUGGCAGCGUGCGCGGCGAGGACAUCCCCUACGUGCUCGGACUGCCGCUGGUCGCCGGGCGACCCUUCUUCCCGCACAACUACAGCGGCCCGGACGCCCAGGUGUCGCUCAUGCUCAUGCGGUACCUCGCCAACUUUGCCCGGAGCGGGGACCCCAACAGCGCCAUGGACAACAUCCCUCGCGCGCCGACUGACAUCCCCGAGGACCUCAGGCAAGGCGUGGACCUGGAGCCGCCGCCCUUCUGGGACACGUACGACGCCAUCAACCAGAUCUACCUUGAGCUGGGCACGACGGCCAAGACGGAGAGCCACUACCGGGGCCACAAGAUGUCGCUGUGGCUGAACCUGCUGCCGCAGCUGCACCGGCCGGGCCUCGACGAGCUCAACAUGAGGCACCACCACUUCCAGGAGGAGGGCGCGCAGUACUAUGACGGCUCCGUGCGGCCACAGACCUUCCAGAGGCCGGCGGCGCAGGUGCCGCCGCCGCCGCCGCCCAGCACCACGCCGAUGGAGGCGCCGUCCUCGGCGGCGCCCUCGGUCGCCAACACGCCCGCGGCCGCCGCCCCCGUCACGACGGAGUGCCCGCCCAACGGGACGGCCCUGGGGGCGGCGGCGGCAGCGGCGGCGGCGGCCGCCGCGGCCGCGGCUGGUCCCGGCGCCGUCAGCGAGACCCUCCGGCCGAACAACAACAACAACCUGCUGCGCAAGUUCGCCAGCAGCCACUACCAGAGCUACACGACAGCGCUCUCCGUGACCAUCGCCGUCGGCUGCUUCCUGCUCCUGCUCAACAUCCUCAUCUUCUUCGGCAUCUACCACCAGCGCGACCGGUCCAACGCGGCCGAGAAGAAGAAGAAGAAGCAGCGCAAGAAGAAGGAGGAGCUGGCCGACAGCUGCUCGAGCAGCUCGGGCGACGGCCACCACCUCGACACCAAGCACGCGCUGGCCGCGCUCGUGGACGAGAUGCCGUCCGGGGCCGCGUCGGGCAUGGGCGGCAUGGCGAGCAUGGCCAGCAUGGCGGGCCUGGGCGCCACGGCGUCGAGCCCCAUGCUGGACAUGCCGCUCCAGGAGUUCAACUGCUCGCCGCCGCCCGGCUCCAAGCGGCCCAUCGCCGCGGUCGGGGCCAGCCGCGGGCCCAGCCCGGGACCCCUGGGGCCCCUGGGGCCCCUGGGUCCCCUGGCGCCCAUGGGCCCCAUGCUGGGCUCGUGCUCCAGCCUGGCGGGGGUGGAGAUGGCGGCGGGGAGCGCGCUGAACAGCGUGCACGGCUCGCAGACGUGCAUACCCGACCCGCCGCCGCCGCCCAAGGGGCAGCCUCCGUCCAGCCAGCUGUGCAACAGCCUCGGCAUCCUCAGGUCCCAAGGCUGCCCCUCCACCCCCGGCUCCACCAAGAAGCGGGUCCACAUCCAGGAGAUCUCAGUCUGAAGCGCCGCCCUUUUUAUUAUGUUCAUUUUUAUUUUAUAAAGUGUUUGGUGAAGAGACAGUUUUAUGACGCACAAGACUUCUAAGUGAAAGCUAUUUGUGUUAAAGGUGUUUAGUGUUUGUGAUAGGCAAACUCGUGGGAAGAGCCUGAGCUGUGUCAGCUGAAGGCCUGUGAUUUGCCCUUGCGACUAACUUGUUUCGUUUGAGUGAAGUUGCGGUUGCACCUUCUGAGAAGAAUGUUCCGUACAACAGACAUCAUACGACUAAUGUGUUACACUUCUUUAAGUGAUGCCAAAAAAAAUCAACUCCUCAUGAUUUUUCAGUGUAUGUCGGAGUACUCGUUGGACAAACUGUAACAUGAAAGAAGUGCAAGGAACAUUAUCCAAAUCAAGUUUGCUCAUGAAAAAGACAUUUUUCUCUAAAGUAUAUAGUAUUUAUUAGUUUUUAUUUUUGGAGAGUGUUAAUGAGCAAAAGUAUGUUUGUGCAAAAUGAGUGUCACAACUUCCUAUUUUAAUUUAAAAAAAGAAUACUGCCUAAAAAGAUAUGAAUCAUCAAAAUCGGGCACAACUGGACAGACAAUUUUAAUGUGGUCUUCAACAUGUAAUCUCCUGCCUUUGAGUUGGGGAUACAUUGCUUCCAGCUUUGAGUGAAUUGAAUUUUUAUUGUGACUGGUACAUUCCUAUUCAAGUUUUACUUUCUCCGUACAGCAUUUCAGAAUGCUUUGAAAAUUGUAACCACACCUAGCUGUAAAUGAACCUGGUAAAACACACAUUAGGUAGGUAGAGCAACAACAAAGAAAAUCAGGCCAAUUGUACAAGAUGGGAAAAACUUAUUGCCGUUUCAAUAUAAUUAAGAGUUUUCACCCAGUCCUUCAUAUAGUUUUACAUCAUAACAUAUUUUUCAAGAUAUUUCCAAUUUUUUGUAAGAACGUGCCAAAAUACUUUUAUUAGAUUAUAGUUUUGUUGAUUUCAGCUCUGGUAAAUUCAGAACAGUUAAGAAUCAUGAAAGUUAAAAUACACUGCCUCCAAAGGAUUGAGAAAAGUAAAAUAUUCAACAUGUUGCUCUCAAAGAUGUAAUGUAAUAAAAGAUCCUGUACUUUACACAGCUAGUACAGUUCAGUGAUGUGACUGCGAUUCUUUUAGUGAUUCAGCAUUUGGUAAAGCUUGUUGUGGUGUUCAUGCAGUAUUUUUUAUGUUAUUGAUUUCUUUACAGUGAUUUUCAGGUCAAUAAACCUUUGAAAUGACUGAGCAAUUUUCACUGUAAAAGUGAACUUAAUCAUUAAGUAUUGACAGUAAAUUUCAAUAAUACAGUUGACAUGUCAUGAUAUUAAUCAAUUGUUUAUCAGGAAAAAUUUGUUGGUAUUUUCCAUUCUUUAAAUAGUUAAACAACAUUUUUGAAAUGCUAAAAAUGUAUAAUGACUUGGAAAAUGGCAUUGUUUUGUUGGUAAAAGGUUUUCAAAUCCAAAAUAAAACAAAUGUUUAAGUAAAACAGA
Molecule: messenger RNA, 3640 nt
Organism: Frankliniella occidentalis (western flower thrips)
Lineage: Eukaryota; Metazoa; Arthropoda; Insecta; Thysanoptera; Thripidae
Product: neuroligin-1
Exons: 7
Coding region: 1-2151 (716 amino acids)
Biological process (GO): modulation of chemical synaptic transmission; synaptic vesicle endocytosis; neuron cell-cell adhesion
Cellular component (GO): synapse; cell surface; postsynaptic membrane
Molecular function (GO): signaling receptor activity; neurexin family protein binding
Source: RefSeq, a predicted model, not a curated record